Molecule: messenger RNA, 2018 nt
Organism: Malus domestica (apple)
Lineage: Eukaryota; Viridiplantae; Streptophyta; Magnoliopsida; Rosales; Rosaceae
Product: pentatricopeptide repeat-containing protein At3g56550-like
Biological process (GO): RNA modification
Cellular component (GO): intracellular membrane-bounded organelle
Molecular function (GO): protein binding; zinc ion binding; RNA binding
Source: RefSeq, a predicted model, not a curated record
UCUUACCCUAAAAUGGUAAAACUAGUUAUCUCAUACCUGAACGGUAACUUUCUGAUUCAUGACUUUUUUGACUCCAAGUACAUAAGACUUUACAUGUUCAAACUGAUUUUUUCACGUCACACAAAUACUUUAUUCAAUUCUCCCGUCCCAUUAUCGCUUGUAUAAAAUAUCGAAUGUGCCUCUACUAAAACUUUACACACUUCCACCCAAACCCAAAAUUAAGUCAAAUGUGCCCAAAUUCAAAAACCAAAGCCAUCCUAUCCCUAUUGCAAGGAUGCAACGGCCUCAAACGGCUCAAAAAAAUCCACGCCCACGUCAUCACCAUCGGUCUUCAACCCGAUCCCGCCAUUUCAAACAAGCUGCUCAACUUCUGCGCCGUCUCCGUCUCCGGCAGCUUGGCCUACGCGCAGCUGCUCUUCUACCACCAUCUUCAAAACCCACAAACCCAGGAUUGGAAUUCCCUCAUCAGAGGCUUCUCCAACAGCCCUUCUCCUCUCCACGCCAUUUUUUACUACAAUCUCAUGCUUUCAUCUGGUUCCGAUUCUUCUCCUGAUACUUUCACUUUCUCCUUCGUGCUCAAGGCCUGCGAGAAGUUGAAGGCCCGGAAGAAGUGCGAAGAGGUUCAUGGAGCUGUGGUGAGGUUUGGGUACGAGAAGGACGUCGUUGUUUGCACCAAUCUUAUGAGAUCCUAUGCGGGAGAUGGGUUGAUUGAGAGUGCGGAGAAGGUUUUUGAUAAUAUGCCUGAGAGAGACUUGGUGUCCUGGAAUUCUAUGAUUUCGUGUUAUUCUCAGAAGGGUCUUCACCAUAUGGCGUUGAAGACGUAUAAUCUUAUGAGAAAUGAGAAUGUGGGUCUUGAUGGGUUUACGAUUGUUGGGUUGCUUUCGUCUUGUGCUCACUUGGGCGCAUUGAAUACCGGAGUUCAGAUGCAUAGAAUUGCUAAUGAAAAGGGGCUUGUGGGGAAUGUUUAUGUUGGGAAUGCGCUUAUUGAUAUGUAUGCUAAAUGUGGUAACUUGGAUAGUGCUCUUUGCGUCUUUGAGAGAAUGGGAAAGAAAGAUGUUUUUACUUGGAACUCCAUGAUUGUUGGGUAUGGAGUACAUGGUCAUGGAGAAGAAGCAAUCUCAUUUUUCAGGCGGAUGUUGGUCGAAGGAGUCCAGCCAAACUCCAUCACAUUUCUUGGUUUGUUAUGUGGAUGCAGUCACCAAGGUUUGGUUGACAAGGGUGUCGAGUACUUCAAUGUGAUGAGCUCCAAGUUCAGUGUCAAGCCUGGAAUUAAGCAUUACGGGUGCCUGGUGGAUCUGUUUGGCAGAGCUGGGAUGCUCGAAAAGGCGCUUCAAGUUGUUGGGACUUCGCGUGCCCAGGAGGAUCCAGUCCUUUGGCGGACUCUGCUUGGCUCUUGCAAGAUUCAUAAAAAUGUAGAAAUAGGAGAAAUUGCCAUGAGGAAUCUAAUCCAGCUAGGGUCAGCUAAUGCAGGGGACUAUGUGCUUCUUGCUUCGAUUUAUUCUACAGAGAAAAAUGCAGAUGGUGUUGUAAAGAUGAGAAAAUUGAUCAAAACUGAGGGAGUAAAGACCACUUCUGGUUGGAGCUGGAUUGAAAUUGGUGAUCAGGUUCACAAAUUUGUCGUGGACGACAAGUCACAUCCAGAUGCUAAUGAAAUUUACCAAAAAUUGAGGAAAAUAGUUCAUCGAGCUGCUCUGCAUGGUUACGUGCAGGAGGAUUCCCUCAUGACAGUGUCUGAACUUACUUCCACAGACACAGAUUGUUUGGGAACUUCCGGUUCAUGUCACAGCGAGAAGCUGGCAAUUGCUUUUGGCCUAGCAAGAACUCCAGAAGGAACGCCCUUACGAAUAGUAAAGAACCUGAGAGUCUGUAGGGAUUGUCAUUCGUUUACAAAGUUUGUUUCGCAAGCUUUCGAUCGGGAAAUAAUUGUUAGGGAUCGUGUUCGGUUUCAUCACUUCAAGGGUGGAUUAUGUUCAUGUAAAGACUAUUGGUGACCAAUCUAAUUCGUUAUUUGAAUCAAA